This is a messenger RNA of Fundulus heteroclitus (mummichog), 4313 nucleotides long. It is a transcript of the gene slc5a3b, whose product is annotated as solute carrier family 5 member 3b. Bases 503 to 2638 code for a protein of 711 amino acids. Lineage: Eukaryota; Metazoa; Chordata; Actinopteri; Cyprinodontiformes; Fundulidae. The record is from RefSeq and is a predicted model, not a curated record. Gene Ontology annotation, cellular component: plasma membrane. Gene Ontology annotation, biological process: myo-inositol transport; inositol metabolic process; transmembrane transport. Gene Ontology annotation, molecular function: D-glucose:sodium symporter activity. The transcript has 2 exons.
AUUGUCUGACGGAGCAUCACAGAAGAACAAGCGGAAGUCUGCUCAAGGUGUGUGGGGGGGGCAAACCGACUUAUCUGGGUCAUAAUAUCUACAUCUCCACGGCAAGAAAAUCCGUCAUAAAACAGAGAUCGGUCGUCCUGGGCGGACGUAGUGUCUUCUGCUUCCUGUUCAUCUACUUUAAGGGGCGUGGAGUGGCAUGUUUCGGCGCGUCUGUUGAGUGUUUUGUCAGUGCAACCGGAGUAUUCAACCUUGGCUUUUCUAAACCAGUGGUCUGUGACACCCUCCGCUACCUAAAACCACCUCUGUGGCAGUGGACUACCUCCAUUUAGUGUUUUUGACCUGACGGUGGAUCAUCCCCCAGCUUUUGUUUUGUCUAAAAACCAAAGUUUGUCAUUUCUAUUGCUGCUAUAUUUAUAUAUUUUUUUUGAAUUCUCACCUAUAAGAUUGAGGCGUUUGUGUAUUUACUUCUUUUGCAAGCUUUAAAGCAGUCCGGCUGUAAAAAAUGCAGACUAGGAUGGAAGCCGUGGACAUAGCAGUGGUGGCGCUGUAUUUUGUCCUGGUGCUGGUCAUCGGGCUCUUCGCCAUGUGGAAAGCCAACCACAGCACUGUAAGCGGCUACUUCCUUGCCGGACGCUCCAUGACGUGGGUAGUGAUCGGGGCGUCCCUCUUCGUCAGCAACAUCGGCAGCGAACAUUUCAUCGGCCUGGCGGGGUCGGGAGCAGCGAGCGGCUUUGCGGUGGGAGCCUGGGAAUUCAACGCGAUCCUGCUUCUGCAGCUCCUCGGCUGGGUGUUCAUCCCCGUGUACAUCCACUCCGGAGUUUACACCAUGCCAGACUACCUGUCGAAACGCUACGGCGGGAACAGGCUGAAGGUUUACUUUGCCUGUCUGUCUGUGCUGCUCUACAUAUUCACCAAGCUCUCUGUGGACCUGUACGCCGGUGCUCUCUUUGUCCAGGAGUCCUUGGGUUGGAACCUCUAUCUCUCCAUUGGUCUGCUCAUCAGCAUGACUGCUCUGCUCACCAUCACCGGUGGAUUGGUUGCGGUGCUCUACACAGAUGCUCUCCAGGCCGUGCUGAUGAUUGGUGGAGCCCUGACCUUGACCAUCAUGAGCCUAAUCAAAGUCGGCGGACUAGAAGGGGUCAGAACUAAGUAUAUGCAGGCCAUUCCCAAUGUCACAGCUAUAAUGGCCGCCGGAAACUACACGUAUUCACCGUCUUGUCGCAUUGAACCAAAGCCAGACUCGCUACGCAUCCUUCGAGGCCCUCUGGAUGAGGAUAUUCCGUGGCCAGGUUUCCUUCUGGGGCAAACCCCGGCCUCCAUUUGGUACUGGUGUGCAGACCAGGUCAUCGUGCAGAGAGUGCUGGCCGCCAAGAACAUUGCUCACGCUAAGGGCUCGACGAUCAUGGCCGGCUUUCUCAAGAUCCUGCCCAUGUUCCUGAUAGUCAUCCCAGGAAUGAUCUCCCGCAUCCUGUUCGCAGACGAGAUCGCCUGCAUCGGGCCGGAGCACUGCCUGGCCGUGUGCGGUUCCAAGGCCGGCUGCUCGAACAUCGCCUACCCGCGCCUGGUCAUGGCGGUGAUGCCCGUGGGACUCAGGGGUCUUAUGAUGGCCGUCAUGAUCGCUGCGUUGAUGAGCGAUCUCGACUCGAUCUUCAACAGCGCAAGCACCAUCUUCACCUUGGACAUCUACCAGACCGCUCGGAAGGCGGCUUCCCAGCGCGAGCUGCUGAUCGUAGGCCGCAUGUUUGUUGUGUUCAUGGUGCUAAUCAGCAUCGCGUGGGUCCCGGUGAUCAUUGAGAUGCAGGGUGGACAGACAUACCUGUACAUCCAGGAAGUCGCUGGCUACCUCACCCCGCCGAUCGCUGCCCUUUUCCUGCUCGGCGUUUUCUGGAGGAGGUGUAACGAGACGGGCGCCUUCUGGGGAGGCAUGACGGGUUUCACGCUCGGUGCGAUACGACUGAUCCUGGCCUUCCUUUAUCGCCAGCCGCUCUGCGACCAGCCAGACGACAGACCCUUCUUCAUCCUUCACAUUCACUACAUGUACUUCGCAGCCGGACUCUUCUGGAUUUCGGGGCUGGUCGCCGUGGUGGUCAGUCUCUGCACCGCCGCACCAGAUGACGAGCAAGUUCGCACCACCACAAUCUGGGGGCUCCGCAAGCUGGAAAAGGUUCCCCCGAAGGACAGAGACGAAAUCUACAGACUCACAGAGAAGAACCAAUGCAACGGCAGCGCAGGCUACUACAAAGACAUUCCCGCCGACGUCAAAAGGGAGCGGUUCCUAGACGGGGCCGAGAUCAAGCUCCUGGUCCCGUACACAGACCACGACCCGGCUACACCCAGCACGGAAACGUCCCCGGCAUCCACGCCCGCCGAACAGCCCGCGUUCAAAAAGAUGGACAUGAUCAGAGCAGAGCCGGGCUGUCACGGAAAGGAAGAGCGAGGCCUGUGCAUGCGAUUUGUUGACUUUUUCUGUGGGUACAAAGAAGAACCACAGGGCGGCCCGCAGAAAGCGGCACCGGCAGACGAGCGUUUGGUCGCAGAGCUGCUGUACGAGUCCCCCAGGGUCAAACUCAUCCUCAACGUGGCCCUAAUGGCUGUCUGCUCCGUGGGCGUUUUCCUCUUUGUUUAUUUCUCACUUUAGUUGAGCCGUGCACUGAGAUACCUGGAACUGUUGCUAGAAAUGUUUCUUUUGAAGGUAUUAUAUAUAUGCGAGUCAUUUUUUUGGGGCUGUUACAGCUAGUAAAACAUUUCCCAGAUUUUAAAUCUUGUCUGUAAUAUUUACAGUUUUUUUGUUUUUUGUUUUUUUUUUGUAACUCACUAACAGGGAUCUAAGCUUGAUUAUGAUUUUUAAAUCAGUAAAGCUUCUCCACCUGAAAAAAGUAAAGCAAACCACAUUGUGCUCCUAAAUGACUUUGAAUCCCGUUGUUUUUAAUCUUACAUAUAAAAAAAAAAAAUAGCUUCUGGGAUUUUAAGAGUUGUUGUUCUGUAAGUGUAUUUAAUAUUUGCCUUACUAUAUAUGUUUUUUGUUUCUUGUGAGAAUGGGUUAAAGUAUAAUUCAGACCUCUUUGUUCAAAGGGGUGCGAGAGAAGACGUCAAGAAGAAUCGCUUGCUACACUUGGUAGUGUUGCGUACGUAUGUUUGAAACUUUAUUUUUUUACAUAGCGAUAAUAUCAAUUAUUGGUUUGAAUUACUUGAUGUGUUGCAUCUAGAACCACUUAAUACAGUUAGCAUUUAGUAUUAAGAAACGUGUACAUGUUUUGCAGCUCAUCGUUGUGAGAAAAAGAAGCACAACUUUAGAAAUGAAUCUUUUUUUCCAGUAUUUUCUUUGUUAGAAAAUAUACGCAACACAGUUAAUUGGUUGUUCUAAAAGAGUCGAAAAUGACCAAAUUCCAGUCAUAUCCGGAGCUCUAUUGCUAUUUUUAUUGUGUUUUCCACUACUUAGUUUAUGUUUGUGAUUGUUUUUUUUUUGUGUGGGGAUAUAUUCUGUUAUAGUUCAUAACUUACAGUUGUUUGAACGCUAUUGCAUUGUAACAGAAAGCACCAGUUCUUGAUGUUCUGUAUCGUUUUUUAUUUUAUUUUAUCUCUUUUCAUUGGUUUGCAUCAGACAUUUCAAGUCUUUUACAAUAUUAACAUUGUCUGAAAACCUUUCAGGGCUUGUUUUGUUCAGACGCUGUCUUUUACACUAGGGCGUUUCUUGUGUGUCUAGUGUGUGUCCUUGCAUUUUUAAACAUUGUUUAUUUAUCUUUUUAAGUGCAUUUUCUAUAAACUUCCUACCAAAUGUGUCUUACUGUGCAAUGCGUAAGUGGGAAAAAAAGAAGAAAAUUCAUAAAGAACAUGGAAAUACAAUGUUUGUUCAAAGCCAUUACAUGAACUAGCUUUUUUUUCAUGUAGUAUGUUGCUUUGGUUGUAUAAAACGAAAUUGAGAAUGCAAAAGUUGAAUGGCAUCUAAGUGUCAGAAUUAGCACUUUGUUGAUGCAUCGUACUUCUGACAUGGUCAGUGGUCAUUUGCAUUGAAAAACAAAACUGCUGAGCCUCUGGAUUGCGGUAACCCAUGUCGUCGGCUUACACCCACAAAGGAUGCAAACGAUUAAAGGACCAUUUGUCUCCAGUGUUGCCUGACCUCAGUCCAAAAAAGUCAGCGUGUGAAUGUGACAGGCCAAGCCUUUUCUAUGUCGACACCUGUUGGGACGGGAAGAGGCGAUUGCCGCACGGGAAAGAGCUUUAAAAGUUUUUUCAUGCUUUUCAAGAGAAUAUACAUUGUUAUAUUUAUGGACUUUAUUUUUAGAGACAAAAUAAAGUUUCUGUGGAGACCACAA